This is a messenger RNA of Pseudomyrmex gracilis, 1074 nucleotides long. RefSeq names its product peptidyl-prolyl cis-trans isomerase-like 3. Lineage: Eukaryota; Metazoa; Arthropoda; Insecta; Hymenoptera; Formicidae. Gene Ontology annotation, cellular component: catalytic step 2 spliceosome. Bases 442 to 927 code for a protein of 161 amino acids. Gene Ontology annotation, molecular function: peptidyl-prolyl cis-trans isomerase activity. The transcript is spliced from 5 exons. Gene Ontology annotation, biological process: protein peptidyl-prolyl isomerization; protein folding. The record is from RefSeq and is a predicted model, not a curated record.
UGUAUGUGCUUUCUUUCAUCGGAACGAAACAUUUUAGACAAAUAGUUAUUUAUACCCGGUAGUUUUUUCGAACAGUAAUAAAAAUUCGCAUUUUUUUUUUCUGUAUUUUUCUCGCUGUAUCUUUACUCGUACAGCGAACGACUUGUCGGAUCGCUACAGACAUCAGUUGACUCUAAAAACAAUCACGCGCAAAAGUCUCUUUCUUCCGUAUUGUACUCCAUUGUACUUUCUACACCGUUUCCCUUUAAACAUUUUGCACUUCCAGGCGCGAAAAUACAAUUGCAUUAUAUAUACUUCUUCAAUGGAAGCGAAUGAAACGCAGCAGGUGUAAAUAAAUGAAAGAGACUCAAACAGAAUUCACUUAUCAAGCUGUGUUUUUAUCUCGUUGGUAUUUUAUUUGUGAUCGGAACGCAAGCAAAUCUCCGUACAGUCUUCGAAAAUAUGAGUGUCACGUUGCAUACGGAUGUCGGUGACAUUAAGAUAGAGCUGUUUUGUGAGAUGUGUCCAAAAACCUGCGAGAAUUUUCUUGCACUCUGCGCCAGUGGAUAUUAUAACAAUUGUUUAUUUCACCGAAACAUAAAAGGUUUUAUUGUACAAACUGGAGAUCCAACUAAUACAGGUAAAGGUGGAACCUCUAUAUGGAAUCGAAAAUUUGAGGAUGAAUUCAAGGAAGAGCUCAAGCACAACACAAGAGGUCUUGUUUCUAUGGCCAAUAACGGUCCUAAUACGAAUGGAAGUCAAUUUUUCAUAACUUAUGCACCACAGUCUCAUUUGGAUUUAAAAUAUACUCUGUUUGGAAAAGUAAUUGACGGUAUGGAGACUCUGGAACAAUUGGAAAAACUGCCAGUAAACCCCAAGAAUUAUAAGCCACUUGCCGAAAUUAGGAUAAACAAUGUUACUAUACACGCUAAUCCAUUAGCAGGAUAAAAUUGGGAUCAGAUUUUGCUAUUUGACAUAAUAAAAAAAUAUUCUUAAGUCAGAAGAAACAGUGAUAAUUAAUUUUACAUUGUAUAUACACCUAACAUCCUCUUGUUAUCUGGAUCAAAUGGACUCUGAAGAUAUAUCUUAGCGGGA